Molecule: messenger RNA, 879 nt
Organism: Procambarus clarkii (red swamp crayfish)
Lineage: Eukaryota; Metazoa; Arthropoda; Malacostraca; Decapoda; Cambaridae
Source: RefSeq, a predicted model, not a curated record
AUGCUGGACCAGACCGUGCUGGACCAGACCGUGCUGGACCAGACCGUGCUGGACCAGACCGUGCUGGACCAGACCGUGCUGGACCAGACCGUGCUGGACCAGACCGUGCUGGACCAGACCGUGCUGGACCAGACCGUGCUGGACCAGACCGUGCUGGACCAGACCGUGCUGGACCAGACCGUGCUGGACCAGACCAUGCUGGGCCAGACCGUGCUGGACCAGACCGUGCUGGACCAGACCGUGCUAGACCAGACCGUGCUGGACCAGACCGUGCUAGACCGUGCUGGACCAGACCGUGCUGGACCAGACCGUGCUGGACCAGACCGUGCUGGACCAGACCGUGCUGGACCAGACCGUGCCGGACCAGACCGUGCCGGACCCGACCGUGCUGGACCAGACCGUGCUGGACCAGACCGUGCCGGACCAGACCGUGCCGGACCCGACCGUGCUGGACCAGACCGUGCUGGACCAGACUGUGCUGGACCAGACCGUGCUGGACCAGACCGUGCUGGACCAGACUGUGCUGGACCAGACCGUGCUGGACCAGACCGUGCUGGACCAGACCGUGCUGGACCAGACCGUGCCGGACCAGACCGUGCCGGACCAGACCGUGCUGGACCAGACCGUGCCGGACCAGACCGUGCUGGACCAGACCGUGCUGGACCAGACCGUGCUGGACCAGACCGUGCUGGACCAGACCGUGCUGGACCAGACCGUGCUGGACCAGACCGUGCUGGACCAGACCAUGCUGGACCAGACCAUGCUGGACCAGACCAUGCUGGACUAGACCGUGCUGGACCAGACCGUGCUGGACCAGACCGUGCCUGCCACAAGCACGGCUGUCAUAUUAAUAUCAUCAAUAUGACCAUACAGGAGUAA